Messenger RNA from Rotaria socialis, 789 nucleotides. The record is from the annotation of a GenBank genome assembly. Lineage: Eukaryota; Metazoa; Rotifera; Eurotatoria; Philodinida; Philodinidae.
AUGGCUGCCAAAUACGUCGAUAUUGAUGAACAACACUCUACACAACGUUUUUCUGAUAUAGUGGGAGAGCCUUGUCGAAUGUUGAUGCCUAUUGAAGGCUAUGAGAAAAAGCCUCUUGUUUCACUCGAAGAGGCUGUAGAACCCAUCGUUGAAUAUGUACCUGAUGUGCGACGAAAGGUCUACGUUGCAAAAGUGAAAUGUGCAGAGCUUUCACCAGGAAAACUAUCUAUUGAUGAAGCAGCCUCGAUUACUCUCUACACAAUGGAAUGGGAGCCGCAAGACGAGUGUCUUUAUCAUGUUUUAAAUAAAACUUUACGAAAUGAAAAUCGGAAAACAUUGAAACCUUGGUUUCUUUUCCUCCGAUUACUUCUUACUGCAUUGGCUCAACUGCCGUCUAUUUCUGCGACGGUUUAUCGCGGUGUUAAACAGGACAUGAGCAAAGAAUAUGCAGUAGGCAAGACAUUUGUUUGGUGGGGAUUCAGCUCUUGUACAACGAAGAUUCAGGUACUGGAUAAUAAACAAUUUAUGGGUGCAACAGGUCAAAGAACUUUCUUCACAAUUGAAUGUGAUAGUGGCAAAAAUAUUCAAAAAUACUCCUGCUAUAAAGCUGAACACGAAAUUCUUCUUCCAGCUGCACGACAAUUUCGAGUCGAAGGAUGUCUAAAACAAGGUAAACAUUUUUAUAUGAUACAACUCAAAGAAAUUCAACCGCCAUUUCCUCUGAUUGAACUUGUACCAUUGACGUCAACCGUAAAAGUUCCACCUCCAGCAAACCCAAUUCCUCAGUAA